Molecule: messenger RNA, 13307 nt
Organism: Pelobates cultripes (western spadefoot toad)
Lineage: Eukaryota; Metazoa; Chordata; Amphibia; Anura; Pelobatidae
Source: the annotation of a GenBank genome assembly
AUGUAUCUAGAAUUACUGAAUACAUUAAACCCAUCCACCCUCUCCCAGCCCCCAACAAAAAGUUUAAUCAAAAGCACCCAGGUGAGAACACACAGGGAAAAUACAUACCCUGGGUCCAGAAUUCCCUUUCAGCUGUGGUUCCCUGGGUUAGAUUAUGAUCAAAACAUCUGGAAUUUUGACUUUGCAAAACCAGGAGAUAAAGCUUAUCAAGUUGGAGCACUCUGAAUGAAGAGUAUGAAGAUUUGAAUCAUAGUCUUGUGUUUAUGGUAAAAUGAACGGAACUCCAGAUUGAUCAGUGCAAUAUUUAACUUUUAAUUUUAUAUAUGUAUUUUUAAUAUUGAAAGAUCAACUAAUACCUUGUUUUUCAUGCAUUUCAUUAUUGAAUUGCACCUUGAUCUUGACUUUUUAACCUAAUAAAUUCACCUAAAUCCAAUAUUUACAAGAAUUGCAUUUUAUGUGUCUUAAAUUACGAUUAAAUUGGAUCUUGUGAGUUCUAAUCUGUGUAUUUCUAAUACUGGAUUGGCUGGAUAAUUUCUAGAUUUUGAUGAAUGUCUGAAAAAAAAAAUAUUGCCGAAUUUUUAAUGCGGACAUUGUAUUCUUACUAAAUUAUUCUAACAUCAACCCCAUUUAAGAUGUAGUAGUACGUCAGUCAUUUAUACAACACUGAAGCUGAGUUAAUUUCUUCAAGGAAUUCUGUAAUAUGACAACUAAAUGAACGUUAAACGAUAUUCCAGGCAGGAUGUUGAGUAACGUGGGUCAUGGCAUUUCCCCUUUGUUCUGUAUAUUAUCUGGAUUAUCAGUAAUGGGAGAGAGACAAAAAAGAUGGUGACAUUUUGAGCCAAGCUGGAGCUGUGGGUUUUUGCAGCCUGGCCAGAACUGUGAUUGUAGCAUAGAUGGAAGCAUGUGUCAAUAUGUGUUUAUAUUUUUGUAAUGUAUGCAUGUGUUUAUAUGUCUGUGCAAAGCUAUUGAUAGGUAGAGCUUACAUUGCCAUAGCCCGAUAUUUGGGGAUCUUUAGCCCUGGGCCUCUCCAGUUGGUGGAGAGACAGGAGGACAUCAGUCAGCUCCUUUGAGAAGAAGCAUUUUUUAUAUUAAGAAAGAUUAGAAGUAUAGUGCUUCCCAUAGGUAUGUAAAGGGGCCCAAAUGACUGUCAGAUGGGGUACUGGGAAGAGAACUAUCGAUCUAUCCAUCCAUCCAUCCACCCAUUCAUCUAAUGUUUUUCCUAUAUUUCUUUGCUUGGAUUUUAAGUAGACUUUUCAAUGUCUCUGUUUUUCUUUAACUAUUAAAAAGAUACCUAAUGUGGUUACACUAACACUCUCCCUGUAAUUCUCUCUGAAGCUGAGUGAGAAAUAUGGACCCGUGUUUACGAUUUAUCUAGCCAAAAGACGAGCAAUCAUGCUAAUUGGACACGACACGGUGAAGGAGGCUCUUGUUGAUCACAACGAUGAAUUUGGCAACAGGGGUACUUCAGACAUAUUGUAUUUGUUCACCAAGGAUUAUGGUAAGUUUCACAAAAUCAUGCUAUUUAAAUCACCUGAGAGCUACCUAUACAUCAGUACCUUCCAGAUUUAAUCUUGAAAUAAUGAACAUUCGACCUAGCAUCACAUUUCUUAACACAUCUGUUACUAUUAAUUCUUAGAACCUUGCAUAAACUAUACUGUUCUUUCUUGUGUGUAGCUCUUUAGUUUAGACUAAAUUGUGUAGUUUUUUUUUUUUAUUAACUACAUGUGGAUUUUUUCAUAAACAAAAUCUUUUGAGGAUUAUUCACUGAAUACAGGAUUGUAAUGAAUCAAAAACUGUAUUGCAAAAUUUACCAAAAUAGUGAUGAUAUGAAAAAUCUAUAAACUAAGUUAUGGUCUCAGCAAUUAUGCUUAAUUUUGGAUUUCAUUCACAAUAUAACAUUUGCUAAAUUAAGCUUAAAAUCUGAAUUUCUAGGAAAAUGAUCAGGGAAUGCAAAUGUAAGGCCAAAAAGACUAAGAUCAAAAUAUAUAUGUAGAGAAUUUUUCCAAUAUGUGGUUAUUUGGUAAUUAAAACAAAAAAUCUCAUUGUGGUGAAUAAGAUGUAGUGUUUUUAAGAGUUAUUAUGAGCAAUGCAAAAAGAAGGAAACUCAUGCAACAGUUCUGUCUGAGACUACAGUGAGUCUCACCACCUAAAAUCAUGUUCUCUAGAGUUUUUGAGUAGUAACUGCGUUGCUGAGAACUACCAAAUCCAAUAUGUCUCUCCUUAUGGAUGUUCGUAGGAAUGCUCUUUAGCAAUGGAGAGAGGUGGAAGACAUUGCGGAGAUUCUGUCUCAUGACAUUGAGAAAUUUUGGAAUGGGGAAGAGAAGCAUUGAGGAGAGAAUCCAAGAGGAAGUUCAAUGUCUUUCAGAAGUCUUUCAAAAAUAUAAAGGUCAGUACACAUUACAUGCGUGUAAUAUGAAAGAUAUACUAUAUUGUGUUUAUGGGAAAGUAAACAAAAAAAAAUAUAUAUAUAUAUAUAUAUAUACAAUAAUUGCACAUUAAUGAAAAAAUAAAAAAUCACUUAUUGAACAUUACUUUAUUUUAAUGAAGAAGGCACCAGUCUGUUUAAUAUAAUAUGUAGGAAAUGUUUCUUAAUUUGUGAUAAAAUUAUAUUAUUCUUUGAGAAAUACUAUAUCUAGGUAUUUAGUCUGCUUGUGUACAGAGCAUUCUAGACUAAUAAUUAUUUUGUUUAUUUUAGUCAAUUUAUUUUAUAUACUUGAAAUCCCAGUAUAUGUGAUUCUUUUCCUAAUAAUUGUUACAAUAGAUACCUCUUUUGAUCCCGCAAAUUUAUUGAGAAAAGCUGUGUCCAAUGUGAUUGUCUCUAUUGUAUUCGGAGAAAGAUAUGAUUAUGAAGACAAGGCGUUUAAUGAUAUUCUGUCAAAUCUUAGAGAAAUCAUUGGGCUAUUGAAUUCAUCUUCUGGUUUGGUGAGUAUUGCCUUAUAAUUCUUGACUUCCAGUAAACGACAUCAUAAUACCUGCAUAAUGCAUAAUGUGGUAUAUGUGAUGAGACUGUGGUGAUCUCCAGUGAAGUUCUUGGGGUUACGAAGUAAUGUUUAUGCAGUGUGAACUAUAAUAAGGUAUUUUAAUGCAAUCUCAACAAGCUGGGAUAUUACUUUGGAUAAGACUAGAGCGACCUCCAUCACCUGCUGUAAAUGUGUUGCCUCUUGCAUAGCUGGUAGCCAACUUUCUCAAAAUGUAUUAAUAUUGGUCAACAAAAACAGGGUUAUUCACAAACGCCUGAAUGGUCCAGUAUCGAAUGGGCCAUCUGACAAACCAUCUGGCUGCAUACAGCACCAUCUGGACUACAAAAUCUGGGCAUUGUUCAACCAAUUCAAUAAUGUCUGGAUUUUGCAAUAACAGAACAUGCCUAAAUUAGGUCCUGGUGAAGCCACGGCAGGCUGAAAUCUGAACCCGAAUGUUUCAAAUACAGAUCCUUAUUUUAAAAAAUCUGAGCUAUUUCCCCAUGGCAGCACACAAAGUCAGCAGGAAAAUCGUUAUCAUGACAUUCCCUCAACAUCAACAUUCAACAGCACUAAGCAAGAAAAUGUAUCGAUCUUCACCUUUUAAAAAAAGCUCUGCACGGAAUGAGUCUUUAAAGUAGGAAGAAAAUAUAUCAAGGUUUACCCACACUUUCAAUUUUCAUUAGAGUGCCCUGAUUGGUUGGCUUAUAAAUCAACCAAUCCAGAGCGCUUUGUCAAGCAAGUCUCACUUCUCUCGAUACUUGCAAUUUGAAAUUUCUGAAUUCCAACUGUAUUUGGCUUCAGUAAAUAUGAGAAUUGCCAAUGUUAAAUGUUUACAACACUUCCUUAUCGUGUUAAUGUUUAUUCUUUAGGCUACCAUUCCCCACUGAGGUGCUCUCUGUUCCUUCUUGAGAUGGGUCGGGAGUACCUGUCCUCUGUGGGGGAUAGAAACAUAGUAACAUAGAAUGUGGCAGCAGAUAAGAACCAUUCAGCCCAUCUAGUCUAAUUUUCUAAAUAGAUAAAAUUAAUGAUAACCCUGACCAAAAACAAACGAGUUAAAGAAUAUGAUAACUAAGAUAAGACUUAACCUAUAUUCGUGCUAGUUAAAAGGAACUAUAUGUUUCUAAAUAGUAAUAGUCUUUUUUCGUCAACAAACGGAUUGUUUGCAACAAAUGUUGCUGUUUAGGUGUUACAUAGUAACAUAGAUACUUUAAGAUAUUUAGAAAAUCAACACAGCCUUAUUGUUAGAUACAAUUAUGAGUAUUCUGUAUUUAGUCAGCACGAUUUGGUGAGUUAGCACCAGUAUAGGCCCCGGACAUCUAAGCAAGGGCUUCUUCUCACCUAUCACAAUACUGAGAGUUUCACAUUUCAGUGCAUACUUUAUUUAUUACUAUUUUUGUGUUUUUCACCAUAUUUUUUAUGUUGUUCUUAUUUUACCAAUACUCCUUUCCUAUAUUUGUAAAUACCUUGGUUUUUCUCUUUAUUUUUGUUCCAAUUAUCUGUCAUCAAUUUAUAUAUUCCUCUAUUUAGAGGUUUACUGACAGCCUAUUCAGACGCCAUUUCAUUACUACUUAGGAACAUACAGUUCCUUUUAACUAGCACAUUUAAAGGUUAAGUCUUAUCUUAGUUAUCAUAUUCUUUUACUUAUUUGUUUUUGGUCAGGUUAAUCAUCAAUUUAAUCUAUUACUCCUCUGGGUUCAUGCCCUUCUACCCUUAGACCCCUUAUGCAAUUUCUCCCACUCUUUGUCUCAUAACUAUUUUCUAAAUACUUUCAUUAGUCCCUAGCCUUAUCUUAUAGUUAGGAUAGCCUUAUGCCUAUCCCACGCAUGCUUAAACUCCCUCACUCUGUUAACCUCUACCACUUCAGCUGGAAGGCUAUUCCAUGCAUCCACUACCCUCUCAGUAAAGUAAUACUUCCUGAUAUUAUUUUUAAACCUUUGUCCCUCUAAUUUAAGACUAUGUCCUCUUGUUGUGGUAGUUUUUCUUCUUUUAAAUAUAGUCUCCUCCUUUACUGUGUUGAUUCCCUUUAUGUAUUUAAAUGUUUCUAUCAUAUCCCCCCUGUCUCGUCUUUCCUCCAAGCUAUACAUGUUAAGAUCCUUUAACCUUUCCUGGUAAGUUUUAUCCCGCAAUCCAUGAACCAGUUUAGUAGCCCUUCUCUGAACCCUCUCUAAGGUAUCAAUAUCCUUCUGAAGAUACGGUCUCCAGUACUGUGUACAAUACUCCAAGUGAGGUCUCACCAGUGCUCUGUACAAUGGCAUGAGCACUUCCCUAUUUAUACUGCUAAUACCUCUCCCUAUACAACCAAGCAUUGUGCUAGCAUUUCCUGCUGCUCUAUUACAUUAUCUGCCUACCUUUAAGUCAUCAGAAAUAAUCACCCCUAAAUCCCUUUCCUCAGAUGUUGAGGUUAGGACUCUAUCAAAUAUAUUUUUACAUCCACAAUGCAUUAUUUUGCAUUUACCACAAUAAAUGUCAGUUGCCAUUUUUGGGGGGGAUGGUCCUGGUGCCUAUAUCACCACUUGCUGAUUGUAUGAAUGUCUUCACCUUACCUUCAUUCUGCUCUUAUAUCAUACGUCACAAUAAAAAUACUUUGUUCCUGCCUCACUCGAUAUAACUAUUGGAUACUGUUAUUUUAUUACGUUCAUUAGUAUCUCAACAGUCUCUUUUAGUUCUUUCUCCCUUUAUAGUACUUGAAGGGAUAAUAUACUCAUCAUAACAACUACAGCUUAAUGUUGUUGUUCUGGUGAGUAAAGUAUGUCUUUUAGGGUUAUUGCAGUUAACACUAUGUUUUCAGAGAAAAUGCAGUGUUAGUCUAAGGACACCUCCAGUGGCCACUCCUCAGAUGGCUGCUUGAAGUGCUUCCUGGUCAGUGCUGCACAGUGUGACUGACAUUCAGUGUAUCCACCCUCUGCAUGGAAACACUGAACUUUCCUCACAGAGUGAUUCAAUGCAUCUCUAUGAAAAAAUGCUGAUUGGCCAGGGCUGCAUUUGACUCUACUCCCGGCCCGCAUCCUUGGCUCAGAUCAUCAGAAUUGACAAUCUCAGACAAUCCAAUGAUUUCCUAUGGAAAAGCACAGUGAUUUCUGAGAUCAUCAUUUCUGAUGAUGUCAGCCAAGGAGGCAGAUCAUGGGAAGAGCCAGCACCAGCAGACUGGAAUAAAGGUAAGAUUCUUCUAUGAGAGCAGGGGGGUAGAUAGUGAUUUUAACACUAUAGGGUCAGGAAUAUAUGUUUGUGUUUCUGACCCUAUAGUGUUCGUUUAAGGCAAACUAUAGUGCCAGGAAAACAGACUUGUUUUCCUGGCUCUAUAGCUUCCCCCUCAGUCAAGCUCCCCUCCUCGUCCCCCAAAACCCCUUCUGUCACUUCAUUAGGUCCAGCAUUGUUGUUGCUUGGUGUUGGCUCGGGUGCUCCUUAUUUUAUCUUCUGCCGACAUCAGCCGGUAGGGGAGACCUAAUGCGCAUGAGCAGCAAUGUCCCUUUGAUGAACUGUAAUAGGAUUUAGUUUAAUAGGGUUCCUUACUUGUGUGUUGUAAAGAUUUAUAUAAUCAAGAGUAUAAUAGAAUUUUUAUAGAGAUGGUUUCUCAUUUGAUACUUUUUUAGCAUAUCUCAUAAGGAUUACUGCACUCUAGCCAUUUGAUCGGGCAUAUAAUAUUUACAGUUAUGGGACGUGUCAACUAAACUGUGCUCUAUUGUAUUCCCUCUUCAGUCUGUUUUGAUUAUUAUUUAUAAGUAUGGGUUGUGCCCCUUACAUGGGGAGACCUCAUUCUUCUUACAAUGUUUUUUGUUAUAGUUGUUCCGAAUUUUUCCAUAUGUGGCUAAAUGGAUCCCUGGACCUCACCAGAAAGUUUUCACAAUUAUGCAGCGGGUAAGAAAGUUUUUGAGAGAUCAGAAAAAUUCUCAUCAUGAGUCACUGGAUGCAAACUGCCCGAGGGACUUAAUAGACUGCUUCUUGAUAAGGAUGGCUCAGGUAGGACUCUGUAACAUAAGAAAUGUUUGGUUUUAAAAACUUCUAGAAUUAAUAUUUUUGCAAAGGAUGGAAAAAAAUACAUGUAUUUAAUGUUCCAUAUUCUCGUAGGAUAAAAAUAAUCCCAAUACAGAAUUUCAUGAAGAGAAUUUAUUGAUGACUAUAAUGGAUUUAUUCUUUGCGGGCACUGAGACCACAAGCCUAUCACUAAGAUAUGCCUUCCUGAUAAUGCUGAAAUAUCCAGAUAUACAAGGUAUCAUUAUUACUCAUCAAUAUUAUUGCAGUUAUAAAGGGAUUAUGAGAAUUAUAUAAUCACACUAUAUAUAUAUUCCUCUUUUUAGAAAAAUUUUAAAAGAAGAAAUAUUUUUAGUAAAAUUGAAAGAAAGUGCUGAUUAGACCACGGCUUGCUGUCCACACCGUUGUAGAUAGAUUUCGGGAAAAAUAAUAUAUCAAACCAAAAACGAACCAGAGCAAAAUUUUUCAAGUACAUUCAUUUUGAUAACAAUACAAAAUAUGGGAGUUAUGCUAAACAGCUAAAAGAUAAGGGCUCUAGAUUUUAAAUAUUGAAACGUAGAAAGUGACAGCAGAUAAGAAAUAUUCGGUCUAUCAAGUCCGUCCAUCAGCUGUUAGCAGACAGAAUCCUAGUCUUGGAUCCCUAAAUAGCACACAUAAGGAUCACAAAUUAGGAUGUUAUCUACGAAACAGUUGAAAAAUUUAAAUUAAGCAAAGAGUAUCUGAAAUUCAAAAAUUAACAAAUUUUCUAAUUGAAAUUUGGUUCGCCCGAAACAGUAAUUUUCUGAAUCUUAGAAGACCCAAAAUUAAAAAAAUAAGAAAUCGAUCUGAAACCAAUUAAAACUAUUUUUCCCCUGUGUACAUCUCUAAUGUACAGUAAUGGAAACACCAUUAAUUAAUUUAAAAAAACACAAUAUUUACAAGGAGAUUCUGAUAAUGUAGCAAAAUAUACAUAAUGCAAAUCUGGGUAAAAUAACAGUUUAUUUUUUUUAAUUAUUAUUAAUUACAGAUCAGAUAGCUAACUUGAAACUUCUAGUCAACUUUCAGAAUAUGCCAUCCACAGGUGUUAUUAGAAUAAAAGACAUGGUUUGACAAAGAGUUCUUUUAACAUUAAAUUAUACAUAUUUUAUUUUCAUUGAAGUAGCGUGUCAUUCUUUAGUGUCUCUAGGAAGGACCGUUGAUGGUAACAACCUUGACUCAAUGAAGAGUAGACUUCAUGCAAAAAAAUAAGAAAAUAUGAGAACAGAGUAGCUUGAUUGGCUAAAUGCACCAAGUGCUAAACAAGCAGUUUAUUUGAAGCAGACAGUUAAAAUACAAAACGUUUUGGCAUUCAAACCUUCAUCAGUGAAUAAGGGGUGUUGGCACUGAUGAAGGAUUUUAUUUUCUCUGUAUAGUAUUUUGCUCCUGCACAAGCAACAGGAGAUUGAGAUGACAGCAGCAUGUUUUUUUUGUUUUUUUUAUACAUGUUUUCAGGAUCCUAGAUCCUGAAUAUCUACCAUUUCAUCUAUCAUUGUUGCCACAAUAGUAUACUUGAAUCUGAUUUAUAAAAAUAACUAUUACUGGUGGCAGUCUUUUUUUUUUAUAUUUACUGUAUGUGUAUGUUGUUUUAUUUUUCUGUGAUUAUAUUGUUUUUGGUCUAUUUACUUCAGAAAAGAUCCACAAAGAGAUAGACCGUGAGAUCGGCCAUGAUCGAUGUCCAUCAGUAGAGGACCGGAUUAAGAUGCCCUAUACAGAUGCCGUAAUCCAUGAAAUACUGAGAUUCGGUGACACCGUGCCUAUGGGAGUUAUGCACACAACCAGUCAAGACACGACCUUCAGGGGAUAUGACAUUCCUAAGGUCACAAACUUUGAGUAAUAUAGGGAAAUAAUUAAGAUAGGGAUAGCUAGAGUAAAUAAAUAUAUACAAAAGUAAUAUUUAUAAAACCAAUUGCAAAGUAUUAUAUAGCCAACAUGAGGUGGAUAGUUGGAUUUUAAAAAGUUUUUAAAAAUAAGCAAAAAUAAUAAAUCCAUGUGUUCCCAUGGUGUAAUUCUAUCUGUCUGUAUUUUCAUUUUGCUGUUUGUCACUACAAAUCCUAAAAGUGAGACCCGUGUGCAUUGAUUGCAUUUUUAUAUAUACAUUUUAUAUUUUCUUAAUAUUUUACAUUACUUAAGCUUUUUUGUUUUUCAUCUUUCUAAAAUCCAUAUAUAAUUGUGUACUAUUUUUACAAAUUCUAACCCUCUUCUAACAUUUUAAUAUUUUGUAGUUAAAUCCAAGAACAUAAAAGUAAAACACUUAAUGGGAUUUUUACCAUUUGUUUUAGUCCUCAAUUAACACUCUGAAGGUGCAAACUGUUUUUCAUUUUAACUCUGUGUUGUUACACUACAAUAUGUACAAAUGUCCAAGAUUGGGUAAAUACUUAAAAGGCAUUGUAUCACCAUCUCCAUCCAAAUCACUCCGCUUUCCAACAUAUCCAUUAUAUCAAUAAAACUGCAGACUAUACCAUAUUAUGUUUUUGCACCAUCAGUACAACCUGCUCUUUCAUGCUCUCUCCCCUACCAUUACAAAAAAACGUGAUCUAUCUAUUUAAGGUUUAUCUCCUGUCCGCUUGAUCCAGUACCUUCCCACCUCAUCAGAGCUCUCAUCCCUUGUCUUGUACCAUCCUUAACACACAUUCUAAACUGCUCUCUUAUAUCUGGUGUUGUCCCUGCUCCCCUUAAGCAUGCUACUGUCAUACCCAUCCUAAAAAAGCCAUCCCUAGACCCGUCUUCCACUUCCAACUAUCAUUCCAUAUCCCUGCUUCCUUUCUCCUCAAAGCUUCUAGAAAGACUUGUCUUUACUCGUAUGACUCACACCUAAAUUCCAACUCCCUCCUCCUUCCUCUUCAAUCUGGCUUUUACCCCCUCCACUCUACUGAGACUGCUCUUAUUAAAGUUACAAAUUAUAGCCAACUCCAAAGGCCACUACUCAAUACUAAUUCUUCUUGACCUCUCUGCUGCCUUUGACACUGUUGAUCAUGGCCUCCUUCUCCUAACUCUUCAAUUUCUCUCUCAUGGUUCUCCUCCUAUCUCUCCCAAUGCUCCACUAGUGUCUCUUUUUCCAACAGCACCUUCUCUCCUCUCCUCUCCUCUCCUCUCCUCUCCUCUCCUCGUCCUGUCUCAGUCUGAGUCCCUCAAGAUUCAGUUAUUGGUCUCAUUUUGAUCUCUCUCUAUACUGCCUCUCUUGGCAAACUCAUUCAUUCAUUUGGAUUCCACUACCACCUGUAUGCUUAUGACACCCAGAUAUAUCUCUCCUCCCCUGACCUCUCCCCUACUGUCUUACAACGUGUCACCAAUUGCAUUUCUUCUAUCUCUAAUUGAAUAAAGGCAAUUUUCUUAUUUUUCCUCCUCAUAAUACUGAUUCUCCUCCUUCACUCUCCCUGCAGGUUGACGGUACCUGCCUCCCCCCAUCCUUUCAAGCUCACUGUCUUGGUGUCACUUUUAAUCCUGGCCUCACCUUUGCGCCUUAUGUCCAGUCUGUUGCUAAAUCCUGUCGAAUCCAAUUUAAAAACAUUGCCCGCAUACUCCCCUUUCUUACGCAAGAUGCUGCCAAGUAGCUUGUUCAUGCUCUAGUACUCUCUUGCAUCGAUUACUGUAAUUCUCUCCUAAUUGGUCUCCCCAGAAGCCGUACUGUCCCCCUACAAUCUGUGGUGAAUGCUGCUGCCAGGUUGAUCGUUCUCUCCUGUCGCUCCUCUCACACAUCACCCCUCUGUCAAUCCUUACAUUGGCUUCCGGUCCCCUAUAGGUGUCAAUUUAAAAUACUAACCCUUAUCUAUAAAGCUCUAACCAACUUUAGCCUUUCUUGCAUUUCUUCACUUAUUCAUAGGUAUGCCCACUCGGUCUCUCGGCUCUACUAGUGACCUUAUCCUUUCUUCUGCUCACACCCUUACUGCAAAUUCACGCCUACAAGACUUCUCACAGGAGGCUCCUUUACUUUGGAACAACCUGCCUAACCCUGUCAGACUCUCCCCUAAUCUUCAAUCUUUUAAGAAGUCCCUCAAAACCCAUCUUUUCAGGAAUGCUUAUGGCCUCCAAGAGUAACUUCUCUCUCUCAAACCUUCCUCUCGCUCUCUCCUAUAGGGCCACACUCCACUCUCACCUCCAGCUCUGCUACAUUCCCACCAUGUCUAUUUGCUGUCUCCCUAAAUACCCUUCCUAUUGUAUUUUUAUACCUCACCACCUCUAGACUGUAAGAUCGUUUGAGCAGGAUCCUCAACUACCUAUUGUUCCUGUUACGUUUUGUUAAUGUCUCAUUUGGUAAAUUCCCCUUUUAUUGUAAAGCGCUGCGGAAUAAGCUGGCGCUAUAUAAAUACCAAUAAUAAUAAUAAUCUCUACCUGGUCAUUGCCUUCUGUGCUUCUGCUAUUGUGUUUAAAGUGUGUUGGUGUCCACAAUGCUUCAGUAUGUCACAUGACAUGCCCCAAUCACAUAAAGACACUAAGCCAAAUUCACUUGCUCGCUGCCUGUCUAGUAUAGAGAAUAAAAUCCUUGACAUAUGAGUGGCAGAUAAGAACCUCUACACGGCAGUGAUGACAAGUGUGUUGCAGGUUUUAGACGUGUGCUUUUCGAGAAAACCCGGUUUGACAAAGCCAUUUUGCCCCAAAAUAGAAACUUUUUAAUUUCAGCUGAUUAAAAAAUUCUGCUGAGCCAAACAGAUAAUCAGGAUUUUAAUUCAGGAACCAAAUUAAAGGACAAAAAAAUGAAACUGGGCCAAUCGAAGUGCUGCUAAAUAUAUAUAUAUAAUCUAAUAUUAUGUACAUAUUUUGCAGUAAACUGAUAGGAGAGUUUUUCUGCCAUUUGGUAUUCAGAUCAAGUGAUAAAAGUAAUCAACAAGGGAAAAAUGAGAGGAGCAGCAAAAAAAAUUAAAAUAAAUUGCAUUUACAUAUUUAUUUCAAUUAUAAAUAUAAAUUUUAUUUUCUGCUUUUCCCUCUAUUGUCAACUUCUCAUUUAAUCUGUGCAUAAAAUGAACAUUUAGUGAUUGGCCCUAUCGUACCUCGCUAUUCCUGAUGUCUGGUUUCCCGGACUCUGGUUUGUCUCUGACCAUUCUCAGUCUUUUGUUCAGCACGGCCACUCUAACGUCUGGAAUAUGUUUAUUUUUUGGUUUAUAAUUGCACACUGCGUGUUGGAUCUUUCAGUAUUCCUGCCAGACUGAAAAUGAAUCUGCAAAUCUAAUAGAUUACCCUCCACUGAUCAAAGCCAUAAAUCUACAGGGAUGGGUGAAAUUUACGUUUUUAGAACACUGAAAUGAUCUUUCUGAUAAAUGUUCAAGAAUAAUGAGUAGAUAUCCCUUGUUAUUAGAUGACUUAUCUAGCUUUACAGAUCUAUUUUUAAAUUUUAAUCGCAGGGUACUGUGGUUUUCCCUGUACUGACCUCUGUCCUGAAGGACCCCAAGUACUAUAAAAAUCCUCAAACAUUUGACCCUGAACAUUUUUUGGAUGAGAACGGCUGCUUUAAAAAGAAUGAUGCCUUCAUGGCAUUCUCUGCAGGUAAAUACAUUGUAUGAAAGUUGAGGUUCAGUGAGUCUUAUUGACAUUGUUAUAGAGAAUUCACAAUUACUGUGUGGACGAGUGUGGGCGUCAGUAAGCUUAUUUGUGCACUUGUGUGUACAUGAGUGUUCUACAUGUAGUAUACAUGUUUGUGUGUGUUUUUGCUUGUGUUUGUUUGUGUGUUUAUUAGUCAGUGAAGAAUAACUGAAAUAUUUUUGUUAAUGUUUAAAAGGGAAGAUCAUAGUUAAAAUGUUUGCAAUGACGUAUUUUUAAUUUAAAAAGUCAACUCAAACAUCCUAUAAAUUUAAACCAUGUUCAUAAAUAAAAUAUACAACUCUAUAUAUUGUGUUAAACUAUUACCAAGCUAUUUUUAAUACAUAUCUGUUAACAAUUCACUUUCCAGGUAAACGCGUGUGUGUGGGGGAAGGUCUUGCUCGCAUGGAGCUCUUUCUCUUCUUCACCACCAUCUUGCAGAAGUUCACACUAAAGCCAACAGUGAACGAAAAGGACAUUGAUAUAUCUCCAGAGCCAGGAAGCAAUGGUACCAGACCCCGCCUUUACCAGAUGUAUGCUGUGUCUCGCUCAAAACCCUAGAUGUACUUAUUAUUCUGGCAACAUAACUGUGACUGGGCCUGAAGUGCUCCUGAGUCCAUGGAGGUAGCGAGGAAGCUGACCUGGCGGAGGUACUCAGUCGGAGUACAGGAGCUCUGUUAUAACGACCCUUCCAAUCUCUAUGGAAUUUCUGCAAACAAAGAUCAUAAAUAUUGCAAUUGCUGGAAAGAAACCAACACAUUGAAAAGAUUUGGUUGUGAUCUCAAAUAUCAUUUUCCUCGUUCCCUAUCUUUUUUGUUCUUUACAUCCAUAUAUUCUUUUAUCAUUUUG